Messenger RNA from Piedraia hortae CBS 480.64, 855 nucleotides. The record is from the annotation of a GenBank genome assembly. NCBI's taxonomy places the organism in Eukaryota, Fungi, Ascomycota, Dothideomycetes, Capnodiales, Piedraiaceae.
CCCUCCCCCCCCAGCGCAGGAAAAGACGAACACAAGGCUGCCAGCUCAAGGGGAGAGGCCAAUAGCAGCAACGUUCUGGUUACAGAGGUGCGAACACACUGAACACCACCCAAAAGAUGCUUCGGAACAUCUUGGCGAAAUAACAGGCCGUCACCUCAGUCGCCGCCACCAUUUCAUUAAUCUCCCACAAGAAUUGCACCAUCACCAAAGUCGAAUAGAACAUCAUCGACCGGCUGUGCGAUACACUCAAGAUCUUCAACAACUCAACCCUCUUGUCACCGCAAAGCAAAAAACCCACAACAUCCCUGAUCUCCGAAUUAUGGACUGCUUGAUAACAACAGUGGACGAAGCUUCCCUGUUGUUCAUAGGUAUCCGAAGAGAUCUCAGGCAUAAGGCCGAGCUCGAAGGCUGCUACGCUACUAUGCAGCAAAAGCUGCACGCCCAUAGAAAGUACUAUUCGAGGCCGUCCGCGUACAUUGCGCUCUACUUGGACCCAGGUACGUGUGAUUUCACCUUCCAGACGAGCCCGAAACCCCAGAAAGUACAUGAUAGGUCUGACGUGGCUCUCGCGAUAGCAAUGGCACGGUCACAACAUCAAGCACCGAGGCCGAGCUCCCCUCCCUCGCUGAAGCAGCCCGCGAACAGAUAGUAUUGUCUCACUUUCUAGAUGCGAUGACAUUCCAACGCGACGGCAGCGUCCGUGUGUUUUGCGACAACUUGCAGACGAUCCAUCUACUCACCUCGGCGACGCCCACCCUCCUCACCAGGCUGCGGUACAAGGAUGUACAGCAGCACUGGCUUAGGCAGGAAGUGCAAGCCUGCCGCAUCAAUGUCAUCUGGGUGCCUUCGGCGUAA